Molecule: messenger RNA, 1913 nt
Organism: Diaporthe batatas
Lineage: Eukaryota; Fungi; Ascomycota; Sordariomycetes; Diaporthales; Diaporthaceae
Exons: 2
Coding region: 743-1708 (321 amino acids)
Source: RefSeq, a predicted model, not a curated record
CUUGUAACAAUGCCACGCCGUGCUGGCCUGCCUCUCACCCCCUUCCCCCCCCUUCUUUGCGAGUCUGCGACACACAGACGCUGCCGUGAACUGUCAAUCGGAUGACCCCACUCAUCAUGGGGGCACACCGCAGGCAUGUUGCAUAACCCGCCUGCGCCUGCGCCUGCGCCUGUGUAGUCAGUCAGUCUCGUCUGCGUCUGCGUCUGCGUCUGCCCCGUCUAUCGGAUUGUCGCACGCACGUGUUUUAACAUCUCGUGCUUCUUUUCUCUCCCCGAUUCAUCUAAUCUUCUUGACCGUCCUUCUCGCUGUCCCAGCCCAUUCUAGCUCGACCUUGUUUCCGAGGCCUUGGCCACCUAAAACCUGUCCUUCCCGUCAUCGCCCGCAUUGUUUGCUAUUCGUUUCUUGAGCCCGUGAUCCGUGAUCUACGACUUUCUCCCGCACAGAAUCUUGUUACCACCCAAGGCCUGGGAGUCUUUCGGCCAACAAAACGGCAGGCCCACAACACGUUCCCCUCUCCCUUUCUUCACAUACUAUUGAGUGAGCAGCGCUCAACCGCCGGCCGGAUAAUCACGCCAAUAAACGCCGACACACAAGUCGAUCGGCCUAAUUCUGUUGUGGACGAGGAGAACAUUGCGCAAGAGCUUGGCAUUCUCCGGGCGCCGUGAAGCAGGGUCAGCAUCAGCAUCAGCAUCAGGACCAGGACCAGGACUCAGGAAUCAGGAAUCAGGAAUCAGGAACCAGCAUGCUCUGGCACGCACGAGUAUUCGCUCUGCUCGCCGUCGGCGCACACGCCGGCGGUGUCGCCGACUUGGUGGCAGAAGGGGCUCUCACCGGUCGAUCCCCAAAAUCAAUCGAGCAGAGGAUGGGGGAACAUGCCAGUGACCACGUUGUCGUCAGCAGGCAGGCAUCAUCCACCGUGUCGCUGCAACAGAACGGCACGGUCAACAUGGCAGAGUGGGAAGCAGAGGUCAACGCCGCCUGCCUGGAAGCCCUCUCCAAGCUGUCCCAGUCGACCAAUCCCUCGGGGACAUGCACCUGCUACAACCUGCCCGUCCUGAACACCAAGACCGGCGCUUUCGAGGCGGACCUCAGGCUCUACCAGCUCAGCACCCCGAGGGAGGACUUUGCGGGCAUCCCGCCCGACCAGGUCCAGGUCAGCUUGUCGUACAAUGGGGCCAGUGUCAGCCCCGUGACUGCCUCCACGGCAGCCCAGAAGGUCUCGGGCCCGCAGGCACGGCAGGCCACCUCCAACCUCCAGCUACUGCAGACUUAUCUCUUCGUCGGGCAGGUCGACCAGGACAAGAUGCAGCUAGAGAUGAACAUGGCCGCCCUGGAAGCGCUGGUCAUGCCAACCGUCACCCUCUCUGCCGUCAACGCAGCCGGGCAGACCGUCAACACAACCGUCUCGUCCAACGAGGCGACCUUUCUGACUGGUGUCUUUUCUAACAUGGUCGUGCUGUCGGACACGGCAAGGGCCCAGGCUGCGGUGGACGACGUCACUCAGGGACUCAACAACGGGACGAUAGCCUUCGUGCUGCCGGGCGUCAACCUGCUCAUCUUCCCGAUCGGCCUGAUUAUCUGUGGUGCGUGGACGGCGAUCGGUGCGGCUGUCAUUGGGUUUGGGUUCUUUGAGCGGGUGCAGUAUCGCGAGUCGUACAGGAGGAGGUCGGCAAUCGCCAACAAGGGCUCUGCGUCGAGAAGGAUUUAAUUGUUGUUCGUCACGAGCCUCGGUCCCGCCCAGCCUGGCAGCUUCUGUGAGGCUGAUACUACGAAGCACCUGACCGAAGAUGGACUUGCACUACUGUUCUAAUCCCGGCGUGGCGGCCAGUUGAGUCGACCGUGGCACCCGGCAUUGCAUUUUAAUGAGUAUAGAAGAGCUUUAGUUUCGACAAAGACAUUACAGUUUGUAACGA